Messenger RNA from Leptopilina heterotoma, 2766 nucleotides. It is a transcript of the gene Hsc70-4, whose product is annotated as heat shock 70 kDa protein cognate 4. Gene Ontology annotation, cellular component: cytosol; nucleus; cytoplasm. The record is from RefSeq and is a predicted model, not a curated record. Gene Ontology annotation, molecular function: ATP hydrolysis activity; misfolded protein binding; ATP binding. Lineage: Eukaryota; Metazoa; Arthropoda; Insecta; Hymenoptera; Figitidae. The coding region runs from base 172 to 2142 and encodes 656 amino acids. Gene Ontology annotation, biological process: protein refolding; cellular response to unfolded protein; vesicle-mediated transport. The transcript has 4 exons.
UCCCGCCGAGAAAGAGAGAAUGUUCGAGAAGAGUCUAGGAUUGCUCUCGGAAUUAUAUAUACUGAAAUUCGUGCGCGCGUCCCGUCACUCACGUUGCGAAUCGUUGUAGGAUAAAGUACUUCAUUUCUUCUCAUCUUUUUAAUUCAUAUAAUUUAUUAAAGCUUAACAAAAAUGGCCAAAGCACCCGCAGUUGGUAUUGAUCUUGGAACAACUUAUUCCUGUGUAGGAGUUUUCCAACAUGGAAAAGUUGAAAUUAUCGCCAACGAUCAGGGAAAUCGCACCACACCUAGUUAUGUUGCAUUUACUGACACGGAGCGUCUUAUCGGAGAUGCUGCCAAGAAUCAAGUUGCGAUGAAUCCCAAUAACACCAUUUUUGAUGCCAAGCGUCUUAUUGGUCGUCGUUUUGAUGACCCAACUGUCCAGGCUGACAUGAAACAUUGGCCCUUCACUGUGAUCAGCGAUGGUGACAAGCCAAAAAUCGAGGUUCAAUAUAAGGGAGAAAAGAAGACUUUCUUCCCAGAGGAAGUGAGUUCGAUGGUCCUGGUGAAGAUGAAGGAAACUGCCGAGGCCUAUCUUGGCAAGACCGUCACCAACGCUGUGAUCACUGUACCUGCUUAUUUCAACGACUCGCAGCGUCAGGCAACCAAGGAUGCUGGAACCAUCUCCGCCCUGAACGUUCUGCGUAUCAUCAACGAGCCGACCGCAGCCGCCAUUGCCUACGGUCUCGACAAGAAGGCCGUCGGCGAACGCAACGUUCUCAUCUUCGAUCUCGGCGGCGGUACCUUCGACGUUUCCAUCCUCACCAUCGAGGACGGCAUCUUCGAGGUCAAAUCAACGGCCGGCGACACUCAUCUUGGCGGUGAAGAUUUCGACAAUCGAAUGGUCACUCAUUUCGUUCAAGAAUUCAAGCGCAAAUUCAAAAAGGAACUCACCAGCAACAAACGUGCCCUCCGCAGAUUGAGAACAGCCUGCGAAAGAGCGAAGAGAACUCUCUCGUCGUCCACUCAGGCGAGCAUCGAAAUCGAUUCACUCUUUGAGGGCAUCGACUUUUACACUUCCAUCACUCGGGCGCGUUUCGAGGAACUUUGCGCCGAUUUGUUCCGCGGCACUCUUGAACCCGUUGAGAAAUCACUUCGCGACGCCAAAAUGGACAAGUCAUUGAUUCACGACAUCGUUCUCGUCGGUGGAUCCACGCGUAUUCCCAAGAUUCAAAAACUCCUUCAGGACUUCUUCAAUGGCAAGGAACUGAACAAGUCGAUUAAUCCCGAUGAGGCCGUUGCCUAUGGCGCUGCUGUGCAGGCCGCCAUUCUCCACGGCGACAAGUCCGAGGAGGUUCAGGAUCUUCUACUUUUGGACGUUGCUCCACUCUCCCUUGGUAUUGAGACCGCUGGAGGUGUCAUGACAGCUCUCAUCAAGAGAAACACAACCAUUCCCACCAAACAGACGCAGACCUUCACUACCUACUCGGACAAUCAACCCGCUGUAUUGAUUCAGGUCUAUGAGGGAGAACGUGCGAUGACAAAGGACAACAAUCUUCUUGGAAAAUUCGAAUUGAGAGGAAUUCCACCAUCACCGCGUGGCGUGCCACAAAUUGAAGUGACAUUUGACAUUGACGCGAACGGCAUUUUGAAUGUAUCGGCCGUCGACAAAUCGACUGGUAAAGAAAAUAAGAUCACAAUUACCAAUGACAAGGGACGUCUCAGCAAGGAGGACAUUGAAAGAAUGGUGAAUGAGGCCGAGAAAUAUAGAAGCGAAGACGAGAAGCAAAAGGAGACAAUUGCAUCUAAAAAUGGCCUGGAGUCAUAUUGCUUUAAUAUGAAGAGCACCGUCGAAGACGAAAAACUAAAGGACAAAAUAAGCGCGAGCGACAAGCAAGUUGUCCUCGAUAAAUGCAACGACAUUAUUAAAUGGCUUGACGCUAAUCAAUUGGCAGACAAGGAGGAAUUUGAGCACAAGCAAAAGGAACUUGAGGGCGUAUGCAAUCCAAUUGUUACCAAACUCUAUCAAGGAGCCGGUGGAAUGCCCGGCGGUAUGCCAGGAGGUAUGCCCGGCGGUUUCCCAGGCGCACCAGGCGCUGCCCCAGGUGGUGCUGCACCAGGUGCCGGUGGCGCAUCAGGACCCACCAUCGAGGAAGUUGAUUAAACAAAAAGAAAAAUAUUGCAAACAAUUCUCUCAUCACUCUCUCUUACUCCUUGCACUGCCAAAAAUUUUCUCAUGUGGGAGUAAAGAAUAAAAAAUUAUAGAUAAAAUAUCCUGUUGUAACUAAACCUUAAAAACCCCGUUUUUCUUCAGUUUUCUUCAGUUUGUUUUUGAGAUUUUUCACCACCUACAAAAAGUGACAUUUUAAAAGUAAAUUUAAAUUAAAUUUAAAUUUCAAUCUCGUUAGAACUAUAUUUUAUAAUGUGUCCGUCACAUUCUAUAAAAUAUAAUUUUACAGAUGAAGCGGCUAUUAAAAAUUAUAUUUUAUAGAAUUUGACAUUUUAUAAAAUAUUUUUAAUGCUUUUUUUCAACUUUUCAAAAUGUUUACGUUUUUAGUGGUUUGAAUUUUCUCUAUUGUUUUCUUUAAUUUCUUCGUUGCAUUGAUGCAAGGAAAGGGCGAUUAAUAUUUAUUAUUAUUAUUACUACUACUAACGACGAAGAAUAUUAAUGAAAGUUUUUUUUGUUGAAUUCUAUUUUAUUUUUUUUUAUUCUUACAUGAGAAAAACAGUGUCAUUCUCAAACUUGUAUCAAUCAAUAACUUCAGUAAAACAGUAUUUUUAAAUUUAA